Molecule: messenger RNA, 3322 nt
Organism: Blepharisma stoltei
Lineage: Eukaryota; Ciliophora; Heterotrichea; Heterotrichida; Blepharismidae
Source: the annotation of a GenBank genome assembly
AUGAAAUUACGAAAAGAAACCAUCAAAGUCUGUGUCAGGAUGAGGCCUCUUCUCCGUCCAUAUGAAGAUGAAGACGUCUGGACAAUAGACCAGUCAAGAAAUUCAAUCUGCUCCAUAUCGAAUCCGCUAUUAUCACCGCCCCUUGACCUUUCUCAAAUUUCUUUAAAUUCCUUACUUCCUGAAGAAAUAAAAUGGUGACAUUACGGAAGAUAGACUCCGAGAUGCACUCCUAUAAAGCAGGGUAGGACCUGUCCCGAUGAAGCUGAAAAUAGUGCCUCUGUCACGUUUUGAAGUAGGCCUUUGGGUUUUGGGGAUGCCUGCCGAAAAGGGAAAUUUUUUUCUCCCCGAAGGUUUUCCCUAUCCCUGCCAGGUGGGCUAGACAGGUUUUGCCUCUCAAUUAGUCUUUGCUCAUUAGGACUAAUGGGAAUCCGGAAGAGUUUGCUCUAGCAUAGGGAUCUAAUCCUUAGGUUAGGAGGGUUUACGCCAGAUAGGCAGUCUAGUUGUCUAUCCGCUUAUGACCUUAUAAGACUUAACUUAGCUUACUUCCUGCCAUUUCAAUUGAACAAUAAAGGUAAAUGCUUAGAAAUUAAAUUAGAACAAAUUGUAAUCAAUUUUCAAUAGAAAAAAAUUUAUACACUAAAAAUAAAAAAUUUUAUUUGGAGCUAAAUUUUACCGAAAUCGAAAUUUACUUAUAGUUUAGGUAGAAAUACAAAAGGAAAUACAUAUUUAUAUAGAAUUCAAAAAUAUUGCAUAUAACAUAAGUUUCUUAUUUUAGAUUUUUUAUUAUUUAAAACUAAAUAUUAUUAUGCUAAUUAACUCCUUUGAAUUUGAUUAGAUUAUUUAAUUUAAAGGGAGUUAAAAGAAAGAGAUGUGAGGCGCCGCUACACAGAUUUUUUAGGGACCCAGCAAUUUAAUUUUGAUAAAAUUUAUUCACCCUCAGACACUUCUCAAGGAAUUUAUGAGCAAACUUGUAAACCCAUUGUGCAUUCAGUUCUAGGUGGCUAUAACGGUGCAAUCUUUAUGUAUGGACAGACUACAUCAGGUAAAACAUAUACAAUGCUAGGAACGCCUGAAUUGCCAGGCGUUUUGCCUUGUGCAAUUCGAGAUAUUUUCAAAUUAUCCUUUAUCUAUUAUCAAUACUAAAAUUUAUAUAGUCCAUUAUAAUUCAUUUUUUAUAUAAAAAAGCAUAAUUUCUUCAGAAUCUGACUAUGAGUUCAAUAUAUGGGUGAGUUAUUUAGAAAUUUACAAUGAGCAAAUCAAUGAUUUAUUGUCUCCUGGGUCCAGUAAUUUAAAAAUUAAAGAAGAUAAGCGCUUUGGGGUGCAGAUUGUAGGGCUCACUCAGCAUCAGGUAUGAAGUUUUGACCAGGUAAUCAUGAUCAUGAAUUUUGGAGAAGAACAUAGGAUGUACCGAGAAACGAGCAUUCAUGAACAUUCAAGCAGGUCACAUACAAUUUUUAGGGUGUAUGUUGAAAGUGUAGAUAAACAAGGGAAAAGAACUUUUGGAUGCUUAAAUUUGAUAGAUUUGGCUGGCAGCGAAAGACUGAAUGAAUUCGAAGUAAAGGAACAAGAACAGCUAGGAGAAACAGGACAUAUUAACAGGUCUUUAUUUGUACUUGCACAUGUGAUUAAUAAGCUGGCUGAAGGGAAGCAGCAACAUAUCCCAUACAGAGAUUCCAAACUGACCAGGAUUCUGCAACAAGCCUUAGGCGGGAACUCUUUAGCCGUUAUUAUUUGUACCAUUUCUCCAGCCGGCAUGAAUUUUCACCAAACUUUAUCCACCCUAAGAUUUGCAACUAGGGCCAAAACAGUUCAAAAUGACCCUCAAAUAAAUGAAAUUACAGACGAUUCUUCAUCAAUCCAACAAUAUAAGCUUGAAAUUGACAAACUUAAAUCAGAACUAGACAUAAAUAACCAAACCUUAGUAAAAAUUGAUAAGCAAAACAAAGAGCUGGUAAAGCAGCUGCAAAUUUAUAUUGACGAAGCAAAUACCUAUAAAGAAGCCUUAAAAAAUUCGCAUAUAGCUAGCGAAAAUUCUGAUAAAUCAGGAGAAAUAAAGCAGCUGCGUGAAAAAAUAUGGAAUUUUCUAUGAUAAAAGCAGCAUUUUUCCUAUAAAAUACUUUGUUUUUAUUUAAUUUAAAAUUGUAUAUAAUGCUUUGGUCGGUAUGUUUGAGGAAGAAAAAGUCAAGAAAAACCUGCUUGAAAGUGAGCUAAAAUCCCAAAACAAAAAAUUCGAAGAAUUCAUGCAAAAUCAUAAAGAGACACAAAAGCAGCUGGAAGACUACUUAAAAGGCCAAAGGCCAGUUGUCCAAGUUUCUGAAGGGAAUUUUAUAGAAAAUAUUGUGGCGACUAUCAACACUGAGCUUACCAAAGAGCUUACAGGCAAUAAAAUAUGAAUUAAUAAAAGCAAAGAGCUAUGUGAAAGCUAUUCAUCUGAAAUUGCUGCCUUGCAAGACAAAUAUUCAAUUAUUUUAUCAAAAAUCCUCAAAGAAGCUUUACCUCCGCAGUCACAAAAUUCAGAAAAUGAGCUGCCGAAUUCUUCAAAUAUUUUCCAGGACAUCCAUAUAAAUUUCACGACUGUUUUAGAAGAGUUUUUGAGGUCUGCCAAUUCCUCGUCUGAUUUAACUGAAAUUAUGAUAGAAAAAUUAAAAAAACAGCAUGAAAACCUGUCUUUACAAAUAGAAAAUAGGUAUGAAAAAGCAAGAAGCUCAUUGGAAAAUUAUUAUCAAAAACAAGUGACCAGGCCUGAAUUAGAUGCAGCGACGAUAACGGGACUGACAGCGCAACAUAGUGAGCAGCUGCAGGACUUGAGGAAUCAGUAUGAGAAUUCUAUGCAGAUUUUGGAGGAAACGUAUCUGGAUACAUUAAAAGUGCUGGACGAGUUUUUUGUCUGCUUAGAUUAGUCAGUUAAUUAAGGUAGGUGCUAAACGUGCUGGCCAGUUACUAAAGAGCUCAUGUAGGGAGUUCUUCUGAGUUGCGACAAUUGCCAAGUAGUUCUAGAUUAGCUGUAUAAUCUUCUAAUAAGACUUCAGUCUAAAGUAGGCAGCUUAUGAAUUUUUUAGAAUGGUCUAGAGCUAGGCGGGUUCUAAAAUGCUCCCAUAUGGUCCCUAGCCGAAACCCUGACUAAGAAGUCGAGGAAUGCCUAAAGGUCUGAAGGGCGUUUUCUGGCCCAUUUAAUUACAGUAAAUCAGCCAAAGCAUACCCUGAUACACUCUGCUUUUUGAAUUUCAGCUUUGAGUCUGUUAUAGUAGCUGUGGCCUUAUGGACUCUUUAGCAGCAUCAGGAAGGCAGACACUUAAUGUAUUUGUCUGCUGAAGGUAGUUAG